This is a messenger RNA of Adineta steineri, 1566 nucleotides long. The record is from the annotation of a GenBank genome assembly. Lineage: Eukaryota; Metazoa; Rotifera; Eurotatoria; Adinetida; Adinetidae.
AUGGAGCAUUUUCUUAUUGAUCAUGCUUCAAACGAUCAUUUAUUAGCAAUAACUGGUCAAACAAUAAUUCAUUAUAACUAUAAUCAACAACUCUCCAUCGAUACAAAUCACUGUCAGAACGAACGAACAACAAUAACGGAGACUUUACGAGGCAUAAAACGUAAGAGCAGUACGGGUAGUGACGAUAUGCAACAGCAACAUCAUUCGUCAUUCCAUCAUCAUCAUCAGCAUCAGCAGCAGCAUCCUCAUACUCAACAACAAUCGUCACAUCAUCCUUCUCAUCAUCAUCAAUAUGAUACAUUAACAAUGCAACAACAGACAACUACAAAUGUUGUUACACUACAUCCAUCUGCAACUAUCCUUUUAAGUGGACCAUUAGCUGGUUCAAAUUCAUCUCAACAACAACAACAACAAACACAAUCGAAUUUAGCUAACUAUUAUGCAGCACAGCAGCAACAACAACAACAACAACAGCAACAACAUUAUGUUAUCAAUUAUCAUCAUACAAAUGGAAAUAAUCAAUAUAGUACAGCAACAUCACCUCCAACACCCACACAACAACAUUAUCCGACAAGUACUGAUAAAACAUCUACUGCAAAAGAUCGACAUAAACGUGUUCGUUGUAAGCAAUGUGAACCAUGUUGUCGUGAUGAUUGUUCUGAAUGUGUACAUUGUAAAGAUAUGCCAAAAUUUGGUGGUGUUGGUAAAAUGAAACAAUGCUGUUUAACAAAACAAUGUAUUGCGCCAAUAUUACCAUCAACAGCUUCUUGUCAAAUAUGUUCAAAAAAGAAAGGUUCACGAAAAUUAUCACAACUAAAACCAGAAGAAAUCCUAUAUGAAUGUGAACGUUGCAUGGAAAUACAUCAUUUACCAUGUUUUCAUGUAUGUUAUAAAAGUGCCCAUCCAGAUACGUCUACAAGUGAAGGUGUAUUUAGUGAUGAUAUACCGGAAACAUGGCUAUGUCCAAAAUGUAUCACGGCAAAUACACCUGAACCACCUUUGUAUAAAUUACGACCCAUUGUACGACGUACAUUAGUAACAACGAAUAAAGGUAAAAAUGGACUGAUCGAAUUACCUUAUAUAGAUCCUUCUCAACAGCAACAGCAACAGCAGCAGCAGCAAAUGAAUGUUAAUCAUCAUCUUUUGCAACAACAACAACAACAACAACAACAACAUCAUUCAUUAGCUCAACCGUUACCGAUACCACAUAGUGAACUUCAUCAUCAUAUACAUCAUGGACAUUUAGAUUUACAUCAUAUAUAUACAACCGGUGGUGGUAAUUCAAAUUCGAAUAUUAAUCUUGGUGGACUUUUACCAAAUCAUAAUGAUUUACAUUGUGAUUUGUAUACAGAUCCAUAUGAAGUAAUGGAGAAUGAAACAAAAAAACGUCGUCUUUAUGCGACUAUGUAUGCACCAAAUGGUACUAGUGAUUCAUCUGGAACAACAGCCGAUCCAUCGUCAUCUAUAAAUGGUAGCAGUGGCAAUAAUGGUCUUGUUGGUCUUGAUGAUCUAUCGACAUCUUUAAAUGAUUCGGAUCUAUAUGUCCCACAAAUGUUUGCUGUUUAA